This is a messenger RNA of Lutzomyia longipalpis, 2226 nucleotides long. RefSeq names its product probable cytochrome P450 4aa1 (gene Cyp4aa1). The record is from RefSeq and is a predicted model, not a curated record. Lineage: Eukaryota; Metazoa; Arthropoda; Insecta; Diptera; Psychodidae. Gene Ontology annotation, molecular function: heme binding; monooxygenase activity; oxidoreductase activity, acting on paired donors, with incorporation or reduction of molecular oxygen. Bases 352 to 1842 code for a protein of 496 amino acids. The transcript has 5 exons.
GUCUUAUUAAACACACCAGUAAUUCUCGCCCCACCUGUCGACACUUCACGCAGUUGAAAUAAUAUAAAAGGAAGACUUGGCAGUUUUACGUCUUCACUUGCUCAUCAUUUGAACCACACCGAAGAAGGGGCGUGGAUGGAAAAGUGUCUUUGAAAAUUGCAGUGAUUUUCUAAAAAGGAAAUUCCUUUUUUAUUCUUUGUGUGAAAAUUCCCCAAAAAGGAUUAAAGAAAAGUGCCAAAACCAGGAUUAACGCGAAGAAUUGAAGGAUUUCCGCUGAUUUUACAGCAAUUAUUUUGAAGGAAAAUCUCUCAAAGGAUAUUACUUAAUUUUCCAAAGAAAAAAAUCUCCACAAUGGUUGCACAUCAAACGCUAGAUCGUGCGUACAAUCUGGAGUUACUCAGCUAUGUUUCCCUCAUUGUUGCUGGUAGUCUCAUCUAUGCCCUUUCCGGGUACCUAAAGCUCCUCUUUGUGGCACUAAAGCUCCCCGGGCCGCCGGCUAUUCCCUUCAUUGGGAAUGUCUUGAUGAUUGGCGACAAGAAUGUAAUGGCAAAUGAUGCAGCUAGAGCUUUCUCCCAGUAUGGCACACUCAUCAGAAUCUGGGUUACCAUUAUGCCGGCGUUCAUAGUGUUGGACCCACAGGAUCUUCAGAUAAUUCUAUCCUCAAGGAAACACACAGAUAAAACUUUUUUCUAUAAACUCCUCCACAACUUCCUCGGGAACGGGCUCAUCACAAGUAGCGGAGAUAAAUGGAAUGUCCACCGAAAGCUCAUCCAGCCGAGCUUUCACCUCAACAUCCUGGAAAAAUUCAUCGGCACCUUCAACGAUAGCUCUCAGUGUCUUCUGGAUAAAUUCAAAUCAGUCGAGGGGGAGGUCAACAUCACAGACUUUGUCAACAACUGCGUUCUCGACAUUCUCAAUGAAGCCGUCUUGGGUGUUCCAGUGUUCCGUGAGGAUAAAGAAAAGGAAAAGUCUCCCUUUAGACAGGGUAAGGUCGUUAUGCCGUACAGAGUAACACGACCCUGGCUCCUCCUGAAUUGGGUUUACAAAUUAACGGACACAGCUGCCUCUGAGCUGAACCAGAAGAAGCAGCUGGAUAAUUUUACGCGCAAAAUGAUCCACAUUCGUCGCGAGGCAAAACGAACGGGGAAUUUGGGUGAGCGGAAGUGCCUCCUGGACUACCUAAUUGACAUCUCAGACCAAGUACCGGACUUCACGGAAGACGACAUCAUCAAUGAGGCUUGCACCUUCAUGCUGGCAGGGCAGGAUUCCGUUGGAGCUGCAGUGGCUUUCAGUUUCUUCAUGCUAGCCCAGAAUCCGGAUUGUCAGAAGAAGUGCAUCGAGGAGAUUGACAAUAUUUUCGACGGAGACACCCGAGCACCUACCAUGAGGGAUUUGCGGGAGAUGCGUUACCUGGAGCAGUGCAUCAAGGAAACUCUGAGGUUGUACCCGAGUGUACCAUUGCUGGCUCGAAGACUGGGUGAGGAUAUUCGCGUUGGGGAACACACCCUAAUUGCUGGCAGUCACAUCUUCAUCGUCCCAUACGCCAUCCAUCGGUUGCCCUACAUCUACCCGGAUCCGGAGAAAUUCGAUCCAGAUCGCUUCCUACCGGAGGAAGUUGAGAAGCGCAACCCCUACGCAUUCCUGCCAUUCAGUGCGGGUCCUCGCAAUUGCAUAGGACACAAGUUUGCCAUCCUAGAAAUGAAGACAGUCAUCUCAAAAAUUCUGCGGCACUUCACUCUGCAUCCUGUCGAGGGCAAAGAAGACCUUCAUCCGUCCUUCCGGGUAACCCUUAGAGCAACUGGUGGUCUAUGGAUUAAACUCCAGCGACGGGAUAAAGUAUAAAAGCUACAUCCUUACCUUGCAAAUCCUUCUCUUUCUCCUCUCUCCGCUCUCCCAUCCUUGACAGAAUUUUGUCAAAGAGUCAGCAAAGAAGGAAUAUUUGAAUUAUUUUUUAUAUAUUUUUUAUUGUAUAACGAAUAAUAAUUUGUGUGUAGUGUAAUUUAUUUACUUGUUAAAAUGUGUGUUUGUGUUCUCAAAAGGAUAAAAAAGGAAGAAGAAAAUACAUAAUUUGAAAGAAAAGAAACUUUCGGCACUCAACCCUGGCUCAUUGCAUAAAAAUCAUUUUAAAAGAUAUUUUUGUCGUAUAUUUUGUCAGACAGAAAAAAGAGAACGAAACAGUAACACUUUAAAAAAAAUUGUGGAUAAAAUACAGGACAUAGAAAAGGA